Molecule: messenger RNA, 917 nt
Organism: Gopherus flavomarginatus (Mexican gopher tortoise)
Lineage: Eukaryota; Metazoa; Chordata; Testudines; Testudinidae
Product: phospholipase A2 inhibitor PIP-like
Exons: 5
Coding region: 60-917 (285 amino acids)
Source: RefSeq, a predicted model, not a curated record
CAGCCGUGAGAAGCUCCGUUCAGCUCCGAGCUCAGCCCCGGGAGCCUCCCAGCACCAGGAUGGUUUCCUUCAUCCUCUGCCUUCUCCCUGCUCUCCUAGCUACGAGUGCACAAGCAUCAACUCUGACAUGCAAAACCUGCUCUGGUUCAGCAGACGCCUGCCGUACUGCUCAAGGGACCUGCAGAGUAGACGAGGCUACAGGUGGCUGCUAUUCGAUGGCAGAAGACUUUACAACGGAAGGGGAAAAGACCACGGGCUUCGCCAGUGCCUGUUUAGAUAACUAUAAUAUUGGCAUAAAAGGCCCCGUCACUGUCACUCUUGGGAAUGGCACGUAUCUGCGGAUCAACACCACAUUGUGCAACACAGACAAUAAUUGUAACUCGCCUGUACCGGAAGUGCCCACGGGGAGCACCACUGAGAACGGGCUGCAGUGUCCAACCUGCCUGGAUCUGAAUUCUGCUACCUGCAACAGCAUAAUCACCCCUUGUGCAGGGGAUGAGACCUAUUGCAUCGCUUUCACUGGGACGAUACUGAAUGGUAAAUGCUGCCAGCUGGCCGCAGUGCGGAGCUACCCCGGGAAUCUCACACCCCAGGAACUCCCCAGAGAGCUGGUGAAACCUAGAGUCUGUGCUGAGGCCUUGGGUUCAUCUCGUUGGUCAUUGGCUGGAAAAGGCUGCGCUACAGCAUCUGCUCAGGACAUAACACCUAGAACCUUCCUGGCUCCAGGACCCGACCAAUACCUCUUUUCAGUGACAAUCUACAUUCCGGGGAAGAAAACACCCACCGCUCCCUCCCCUACAAAUACCGCCCUCUCCAAAACAACCCGCAGUGGGGCCGGCCCGGCUCUGGGGAAAUUCUCCUUUGCCCUCUACCUGCCUGGCCUGAUUGGGCUGCUGCUGGUGAAACUGCUCUCCUGA